AUGUCUAUGCUUCCCGGCCCAAUGGCCAUCACGGCUCCUACGGAGCAGAUGCGUGAGAAAGGCCUUGAAGAGGAUGAUAUUCGCAAGAUGUCCAUGAGCGCUACUCACCCGGGUGUUCGCCAACGUCUGUGGGGAGCUCAAGCCCGUCUGGACCCAACUGUCUCCUACGAGGAGUUCACCUACUGGGCCAAGGUUGAGCGUGAGAUGGAACUCGAAGAGGGUCGUCGCAUGAAGGCUCUUACCUCUGGCCAAGGAGUUAUGGGUACUAUCAAGGGCUACUUCAACAUGAACGCGUAUGAGGAUGAUAAGACCAAGAAUGAUACUUCUCGUGCCUUGCAGACCCACGAGGAGGUGACACAGUGGUCUAAGGAUGAGAAAACACCCGUUAUCAAGGAUGAUGAUGGGACGAGCCCGAUUGCGCCCAGCGGCACUCACGAUAUCGAUGCUGAAUGGCGACAGGCCUCGAGAGCCCUGCGUACUGCCAGCUGGGGUGGUAUUUUUUACUUGAUUACGACCGAUAUCUUGGGUUGGGGACAGACACCCUAUGUCUUCGCCAACACUGGUUAUGGCCUUGGUGUGGGUAUCUUCAUUCUCAUGGGUAUCGCGGCUGCCCUGUCUGGAUGGAUGAUUUGGAGGACUUUCUUGGGUCUUGACUCGUCUCGAUUCCCCGUCUUGAGUUUCGGUGACCCGUUCUUCCGUCUGUUUGGACCUGGUGCCCGUCACUUCAUCAACUUUACUCAGGCCCUCCAGAUGUUCCUCACUGUUGCUGUCGUGCUUCUUGGUCAGACUCAGCUUAUUGCUCAGCUCGGUGAAAGUGUCGAUCUCUGCUACAUCGUGUGUGGAGUCAUUGCUGUGAUCGUAAGUAUUGCCAGUGGCUAUAUGCGGUCUCUCAAGCACCUUGGUUGGUUCUGCAACCUAUCUGUGUGGAUCAACAUUGUUUCUUUCAUCAUCAUCUGCGUUGCUGCUGCCAAAUAUGGCCCUGAUCCUACUGCUGCUGUGAACAACGGUAUUCUGCCAAAGUCUUGGGCAACAAACCCGGUUCCGGUCAAGACCUUCGCUGGUACCCCACCUGCAGAGUACCAGCAAACCGAUGCCAACCUGUUUGCUGCCAAAUUCAACGGAAUCAACAGCAUGGUUUACGCUUACUCCGGAGCUUUGCUGUUCGUCGCCUUCUUGUCCGAGAUGCGCCAGCCAUUGGAUUUCUGGAAGGCCGUGUUCCUCGCACAGGCUUUCAUUACCGUUGUUUAUGUCUUCUUCGGUGCCUUUGCCUACUCCUACUACGGCCAGUACAGCUACUCUACUAUCACACAGACUGUCAAGCCACUUAGUCUCCAAGUGCUGAGUAACGUACUAUCCCUGAUUACCGGCUGGCUCGCUGUCUUCCUCUACUUCAACGUCGGCAUGAAGACCGUAUAUAUCGAAGUUGGCCAGGAAAUCUUCAACGCCCCCCCAAUCACAACAAGAAAGGGCAAAUGGUUGUGGUGGGGCUUGGGCCCAGUGUACUGGAUCAUCGCCUUCAUCGUCGCCAUGUCCGUCCCCGAAUUCAGCGCCUUCACCAACUUUGUCGGAGGACUUUUCAGUCUAAACUUCACAUACUCCUUCUCCGGCGUCAUGUAUCUGGGUUACGCAAUCCAGGAAGGUUCCAGACUCCCCGGCGAAGGAUUCGAUCCCUACACUGGUCAGACAAUUCGCCAUGAUACUGGCAUCUCCAGAUGGACCCGUGGCUUCAUGAAGAACUGGUACAUUACUAUCCCAGUCACAAUCUUCACUGGUGCUGGUUUCGCCGCUUCUGGAAUGGGUACCUGGGCUGCUGUUCUGGCCCUCGAGUCGGCGUAUGGCCCAGGUGGCUCCCUUACGACUUCUUGGACUUGCACGAACCCCUUCUCUUCUUAAGCUGCGGCUGAGUGCUGGUCUUGAAGGAAA
Penicillium pulvis is the source of this 1923-nucleotide messenger RNA. RefSeq lists its product as uncharacterized. The record is from RefSeq and is a predicted model, not a curated record. NCBI's taxonomy places the organism in Eukaryota, Fungi, Ascomycota, Eurotiomycetes, Eurotiales, Aspergillaceae. Gene Ontology annotation, molecular function: amino acid transmembrane transporter activity. The coding region runs from base 1 to 1893 and encodes 630 amino acids. Gene Ontology annotation, cellular component: vacuolar membrane. The transcript is spliced from 5 exons. Gene Ontology annotation, biological process: amino acid transmembrane transport.